This is a messenger RNA of Phragmites australis (common reed), 791 nucleotides long. Its product is annotated as AIG2-like protein D. The record is from RefSeq and is a predicted model, not a curated record. Bases 72 to 632 code for a protein of 186 amino acids. Lineage: Eukaryota; Viridiplantae; Streptophyta; Magnoliopsida; Poales; Poaceae. The transcript is spliced from 5 exons.
CCUUGCAACGCUCGACAAGCGGCAGCGAACGGACGCCCCAGACCUCUCCUCGCUCCAAGCCCCCACUCGCCAUGGCGAUGACGCCUGCCGCACCGGCCGCCGCCGCCGUCGUCGCCCAGGGCGGAGCGCACAGCGUGUUCGUGUACGGGAGCCUGAUGGCGGACGAGGUGGUGCGCGCCAUCCUCAAGCGCGUCCCGCCCGCCGCCCCGGCCCUCCUCCCCAACCACCACCGGUUCAACAUCAAGGACCGUAUUUAUCCAGCGAUCCUGCCAGUUGAAAGCAAGAAAGUUGCUGGAAAGGUUAUCAUGGGUGUUACUGACGAAGAACUACAGGUUCUGGAUGCAUUUGAAGAUGUGGAGUAUACAAGGACAAGAGUUGAGAUAUCUUUAAUUGGUUCUUCGGAGACAAUGCUGGCUGACACUUAUGUGUGGAGUGAUGCAGAGGAUCCAAAUCUUUAUGGCGAAUGGGAUUUUGAGGAGUGGAAGAAGCUGCAUAAAAAGGAUUUCCUCGCAAUGACUAAUGGUUUCAUGCAUGGGCUCGAACGGCCUGAAUCGAAGACUCGGGUAGAGACCUACCAGUCAUUCAUGCAACAACAGGAACAGCCUGCGUCGGAGACCCAGGUCGAGGUUUGAGACCUACUGAUCUGCCGGCCAUUCUCCGGGAAUAAUUGUAUUGGCAGUGGGCUGUAGUAUCUGUAUAGUCACCUAUAUGAUUUGUGAAUAAGAUCUUUAUAGGAUCAUCCGAUAAUAUACAGGCAUAUCAAAUAAAAUUCCCUACGGGAGAUUUCUAUU